Molecule: messenger RNA, 192 nt
Organism: Phytophthora nicotianae INRA-310
Lineage: Eukaryota; Oomycota; Peronosporomycetes; Peronosporales; Peronosporaceae
Exons: 2
Coding region: 1-192 (63 amino acids)
Source: RefSeq, a predicted model, not a curated record
AUGGCCAACGUGCUUGCGGCGGUGGGUUUCAGCAGUCCACAAGUGGUCAAGACUGCUUCAAUAAACACACUAGCGGACGACACAGUCAACAAAAGACUUCUGGUGAAUUAUAAGGCCACGGAUCUAAGCGAAGCGAACGGCCUGGGCCAAAUCGAGGAUAGCGACGACGAACGAUUUCAACGUAUGUACUAG